GGCUCACGUCUGUCAUGGGUUUGUUGAACUCGAGAGUGGCCAGGAAGUCAACGAAAGCAUGUGAUCUUGAUGAGGAGUUUCACAUGGUUUCAAACAUAUUUUGAUACUACUUUUUUUUUAUCCGUGCAUGCUUGCUUUCUCAGGUAUUCUUGUCUGCUGUUCUUGAGGAGUGUACAUGUACAUUUAAUUUAUGCGGUCAAGCAAUUUUCUAGGAAAUGGUUUUCUACAGAGUAGAAUUUACAUGCAACACCUUUUGUGAUUUUUUUCCCCAAUGCUGGCCUAAAUUGUAAAUACAUGUUCAUUCUAUUUGUUUUGUCAAGUAAAAAGAAAUCACAGACACCCAGUCAUGCCUCAAGAAAACAAUUGUGCUUUUGAGCUAUUUAUUCCUACAGUAAACCGGGUAAAUUUGAAGUAAGAUAUAAAACGGAGACCCCCCUUUUAUGUUGGUCAUUGUUUUGCUGGAAUCUCAGGAAUUCUUUUCAGGCAUCUAGGGGAAUGUGUUAGGUAACAAUAGUUUAGAGUGUGUUUAGGGAUCGGACAUGUAUCGGUGGGGGGGUAUCCCUCUAUCCCAUAUCUUGCCGGGUACCGGUAUACUGGUAUGUGCUAUACAUGUGUAUUGCAAAAUUGUCAAGUAAAUCAUGUGUACUGUAUUUUUGGCUGAGUACAAGCCAGGCUUUAAAACGAAAGCCACAGGAACAUUGUAUAGUACACGCAUUCACAUCACGUGUAACUGUGUUUGAGGAGUCUUUCUGGAAUUUUUUUUUCUUUACCAACAUGUAUUACUUGAAAUAUGUGGAGUUACCCAUCAGGCGGCUUGAAACAGAUUCUGGGGAAUCCCCUAGUGUGCAAUGAUGGCAGUAGCCUCCUUGGGAAUGGCAUAGCACUGAGGGGUGCGCCCUGCUUGAAAAUGCAAAUUGUGUUGCCAAUGGUAGCAGAGGAUUUCCCAUUGAAUGUACAUACAAAGGCAGAGCCAAGUGCAAGCCAAUGAGUCAGUUCAGUGGACCGUGUAAAGUACUAAGUACAAAUGGAACUAUGCACAUUGUACUAGUAAAUGGAGUAAAGUACAGUUUGAGUGUGCCUUGCUGAGUCAUAUUUGUAACUUUACAAUGGAUAAUGGAGUAGACUCCAUGUCCGUGCGACCACACCCAAUGACCCCACCCACCCUGCGUCAUCUUGUACCCCGCCCACCUCAUCACCACCUACACGCAUGGAUCCUCACUGGCAGCCUGGAGACUCUCUGAGGUCGGUGCCUCCCUCCUCCUCUAGCCUCCCCAAGAUGGACGAGGACAAUAACUACCUGCAGUGCCUGCCGCAACAGCAGCUGGAAAAUAUGAGUGUGCAAGACAUUCUCAGCAGAGACUAUGAACACAACGGCUUCCUCUACAAACGGGCCCAAGAGAAGAUGACCGACCAAAUCACGGAAUUCAUCAGCCCGUCACUCCUGUCCAAGUGGCAACUCCGCUAUGUCAUCCUGUACCACGAGUACGUGCUUUACUACAAGAACGAGAGGUGUACCCGUCCCAAAGGGGUGUUCUCGCUCAGGGGAUACAACAGAGUUCUCAGGGCUGAGGACAUGACCUCGGCCAAUCAGCAGUGGGCGUUCAAAAUAAUCGGGCUAAGGUCGGACGACAGAACGUGGUACUUCGGGGCUGCCUCUGAACGAGAGAUGAGGCUAUGGAUGGCCUAUUUCAAAGUUACCAUGGAGAAAGCUAUACACGGCAAAGCAAGGGACAAGUCCCUGAAGAUUCUGAAAGACCUGAAGUACCGUGAGACAAAGUUCCUGCAGGGCGGCAACGACCAGGCCAGCGCAUCCGCCACCAACUUUGAGCCGGGGAUCUACGAGGACAUCGAAGAACCCUUAGAGGAGGCGGAUUACCUGCCGCCCAAGCCAGGCCCUUCCGUUCUUAGACAGUUGCCACCACCGCCUCGCAAUGAAUCACUGGACAGAGGAGGUUUUAUGACCAAGAGGGGUCCGUUACCAGUCCCGCCCCCGAGACCGGAUCCAAUCCAUAGAGAGUCGGCCCUCUCCACGGCCUCUACCGAAAGCGAAGAUUACAUCCUACCACAGGAGGCCGACGCUCUGAAGCUCGAAGAGUUCCGUAGCCAAUGCGGACAGCAGAACCAAUUUGGAGACAUGAGCCCCCCAAGACAGCUGCCAAGUCGGCCAUGCGUCUUGCCCCCUCCGCCAAACAACAACAAACUGAGGCAAGGCCCAGAGGGAAACAGUUUCAGGAAGAAGCCCUUUGUGGAAGCACCUCCAACCACAGUGGAUGUUAAGGACAUGAGGGCAGCUUUGAAACCAACUGUUCCCCAUAAGCCUAAGAUAAGUGCCAAGCCCACCCCGCCUGCCAAACCAGAAACACCAUUAAAGCCAAAGCCAGCAGUCAGGUCGCCGGUUUCAAAGGAACCACCGGUCAGGCAUUCAGGGGUACAGGAACCGGCUACGCGAAACCUUCUCCCAGCAUCAUGCAUCUUUAACUCAUCAGACAAACGAGAAGCUGAAAGGAUGCUGUGCCAGUACUGUGUCGACGGAAUGUACCUGCUGCGAUUGAGUGCCGGCCCGGGAAAGGUCUUAAUGGUUUAUCACAAGAGCCUGGAUCAGUGCAAGCAUUACAAAGUCUUUGGCAAUGAGGUGAAUACAUUCUCUCUCACCACGGAGCCAAUUUUUUCAAACAUGCAGGAACUGUUGCAACACUACUCAGACUUCCCACUGCCAAACACAACCGUAAGACUAACGCAACCAUACCUGGGCAUGCAAUGAAAAUAAGACCAUUACCGGCUUCCGUUUCGGAGAGGUGGUAUGAGACAUUGUCAGAGCCAGAAGCCUGGGACUUGAGUGGAUGGGAAGGAAAAGGCUAAACUUACGUGAACAUUGCGAGCAAGGAAACCCCUCCUGUGAAAGGGGUUGGCACUCUAAAGUUAAACGACUCAGCACGAGUGGAUGCCUACCGCAAUGUUUUGACCAACUCUGUAAACGGGAGUUACUCUCAACUGACGGGUCUCAACAUCCCAGCUGCCAGACGGAGUGAGCCACCCUCGACCUCAUUGAGUAUUUUGCUUGGAUUCAUGGAGGCCACAGACAGCAAGGAUGACUGCUUGUGAUCUGUUUGGCUAGCUCGCCAGCUUCAGAAGUCGCCCUAACUUAAGAGAUCCAGGGAGGUGAUAUACAUAAAGUUUCCACCAGGCACAGAGGCGCUCAACGCCCGGUAGCUCUGUGCAAAUACCACAAAUUCCAUGGACAGCCACUCCUGGCUGAACCCAUCUCAGUCUGGCUCAAAAUACCUCCAGUUUUCAGAGCUUCAAUCCCGUUUGUGAUGAGUCCAACUAGAUCCACAGAUGCACACGGCAACCUUUACUGGAGGAGAUGCCUAGCUACGAGGUAUCUCUGUUUGGCAGGAUCAAAGACAGUAGCAGGUCUGGGGAGAGAGGGCUGGUAGAAUUUUUGAAAAUAUUUUGGAGGAAGUGAAAGUGCCAACAUUUAAAAGUAACAGUGCCUUUCUUAGGAAGAGGAAAGCCUCACAACCCUAACCCCAAUCUCACAAGACUACUCAAGGUUAAUGAUAUUGAUACCCGCAGUCUCGCACCUAUGCAAAUAGAGAGCUUCCAGUGAGAGAUUCCGAAAUGGUGGUGUUGGUUAUCGUUGGCAUCUGAACAGCCAAGAAACAGUGUAUUAAGACAAAGGAGCAUGUAGUCACCUGGACAUUUGGAUGUUAACCUUUUACACAAGGUCAGUCAGGGUGCAUCUGAGAAUUUCUGCUCAGGAGAGCUCAAAUCUCAGUUUAUAAAAGUUGUCCCAUUUGGCUAAGGAACAGGUUGGGCAGCAAACAGUCACCGUGGUUUCAUACUGAAAUAAUGUGGUAUUAAUUGCAUUCAUUUCUUUGAAAUGAUCAAUGCAGAUUGUAUCCAGGAUCUUCCAAGCUAUGGUGAGUUAGCAUUCCAAAUCACUUGUGGUCAGUCGAUCAUUGUUUUUUAAGCAUGGGGGGUUUUCCCCGUGUGAUAUUUGAAGUCACACAAAAUAAUUGUCACAUUUACGUUUGAUAUUUAAAGAAAUGCUAUUGUUUUGUAGCAGCAGAAUAUUUUCGGUAGUAUAUUUACUCGAAUUAUUUUUUUUAAUGGAAAUGAUUGAAAUUUGCUAUUUGUAAAUAAUUUGGCCUAUGCAAACAAAUAAUGGUAAUUUAAGAUGUAGAUAUUGCAAAGGAAUGUUGAUAUUCUGAGUAAGAGAUAUACGAAUACGAAUUAAAUGUGAGGUUUGCAAAACAUACAACUCGGGUUGCAGAGAGCGAAGUUCCAAUUGCAGGGUUUCCUUUCCAACCCUGAGGAACUUGUUCAACUGUAUUUUCCACCCCAUCCAAAUUUCUCAGAACGGACGAACUCUAUCUCAACGUUUGGGUCCUUAAAUGUUGUCCACAUCAUAAGGAUAACUAGUUUCAAUUCUCUAUCAAAAAACGGCAGUCGACUUGUGUCCCACAUCCAUGCGCACACAUACUUACUAACAUUUCCCGGCUGCCCCUUGUUAGCGAGUUUACAGUGUGCCUCAUUCAAAUAAGUACUUAAGUUCAAGUGUUACACAGGGUACAUGUUAGCGAUAAGUUGUGACCGUAAAUUGAAUAGGUGACUUAAGCAUGUGUAAGCGACAACUCUCUUUUUUUUAAAAGAAUGAUUUAAGCUGUUUUUUCUUUGGGGGUUGAUGUUCUCUAUCUGAAUUGCAUUUGUUUUCAAACUUCUUAGUUACAUUUGAAUCAACUGACAACUUUGUUGGUUAGAAUGUGGAAUGCACUUUCCAAGUCGUGCCAACGGGGCCUACUUAUUCCGCACUCCUUUGUCUUUCCAAUAACCAGAUCAAAGUGUUUUAUAUUUUCAGUAGAUUUAGCGGUGUUCCAUGCCUACAUGUACAUCGUGCACGGACAGUGUGCAAUAAUGGUCGCUUUUAUGUACAGAAGAGCUUGGAUGCAUUCGUGUCUGUGUGUAUUUUAAUGUUCGCAGACAUCGCGGAGUAUAUUGUCUUCCAGAUAAGUGCGAAUCGAUGGGAAUUGUGUAUAUAGCUGAACUUGCCUCAGUGUAAAAUAAAAAAGAUAGAAAAUGUA
Acanthaster planci (crown-of-thorns starfish) is the source of this 5084-nucleotide messenger RNA. RefSeq names its product SH3 domain-binding protein 2-like. The record is from RefSeq and is a predicted model, not a curated record. Gene Ontology annotation, biological process: signal transduction. Gene Ontology annotation, molecular function: SH3 domain binding. NCBI's taxonomy places the organism in Eukaryota, Metazoa, Echinodermata, Asteroidea, Valvatida, Acanthasteridae.